AUGUGUCGGAAACGAUUAGAGGCUAAAACAGACACGAGCGCCUACUUUACGCAUUGCAAACAGGAGCCUGUUCGUCAAGCAGGUGUAUUUAUGCCGCUCUGUGUCCAUAAAGGUGUUCCUAGUGUCCUCUUUACGAUUCGCGCCAAACAUAUGAGGAAUCACAGGGGUGAAGUCAGUUUCCCCGGUGGGAAGCGUGAUCCUUCAGAUAAAACCAUUUUGGACACAGCACUGCGUGAGAUGGAAGAAGAAAUUUUCAUCUCCCGAGACGAUGUCGAGGUCUUGGGAGAGUAUGCACCCUUACCCAAUAAGGACUGUACCAUGAUAGUACAUACGUUUGUAGGGCUCAUCAAGGAGCCAAUCGAAGACAUUGAAUCCAUCCGCUUCAACAAGGAUGAAGUCCACAAGGUCUUUACUGUUCCCUUUCGAGAUCUCGUCAGUGAUAGUAAGAGAGCAAUGGUGCAAUUCCGUAGUUCAAAAUUUCUCUAUCCAGUAUGGCAGGUUGAGCAUGAAAACAUCGCCAUCUGGGGUCUAACUGCGUUUAUUAUCGAUGGUAAGGGAAGUAGAAAGAAAGAGUUUGGAAAGGGAUGUAACUUUUUACUGCUGUUGUAG
Lobosporangium transversale is the source of this 609-nucleotide messenger RNA. RefSeq names its product NUDIX hydrolase domain-like protein. Gene Ontology annotation, molecular function: manganese ion binding; magnesium ion binding; coenzyme A diphosphatase activity. The record is from RefSeq and is a predicted model, not a curated record. The transcript is spliced from 3 exons. Lineage: Eukaryota; Fungi; Mortierellomycota; Mortierellomycetes; Mortierellales; Mortierellaceae. The coding region runs from base 1 to 609 and encodes 202 amino acids. Gene Ontology annotation, biological process: nucleoside diphosphate metabolic process.